Messenger RNA from Hippocampus zosterae (dwarf seahorse), 1582 nucleotides. RefSeq names its product lymphatic vessel endothelial hyaluronic receptor 1b (gene lyve1b). The record is from RefSeq and is a predicted model, not a curated record. Gene Ontology annotation, molecular function: transmembrane signaling receptor activity; hyaluronic acid binding. Gene Ontology annotation, cellular component: plasma membrane. NCBI's taxonomy places the organism in Eukaryota, Metazoa, Chordata, Actinopteri, Syngnathiformes, Syngnathidae. Gene Ontology annotation, biological process: cell adhesion. Bases 512 to 1477 code for a protein of 321 amino acids. The transcript is spliced from 6 exons.
UCAUUUUGUCCGCUUGUGUCCGGGAUCUUGUUCUUUCGGUCACGACCCGUAGCUCGUGACGUUUCGCUAGUCCUCCAAAUGAACUUUGCAGUUAAGGUGAGAAGAACAACGGAAACACUAUGGCGGAAAUUCCAGUUUUCCCAACGGGCAUUAAGAGCUGACCAAGCACAAAAAAAAGGUGAGGUGGGAUGAGGACAAAUCCAUGAUUUUCAAACAGAGACUUAACUAAAUCAUAUUGUGAUGAUGUCCCAUAACAGGAAACGACUUUAAAGAGAGUUUUAUUUGACAACACAACAGCAACAAGAUAGAUAGCACUGCAGGUCUUGGUCGUUAUCUGGUCAGUGGGCCACGCUGCAGAUUUGACCUCCACUUCCUGUUUCCUCCCAUCAACCGUCACGUUCGCUCUGCUUUUUUGUUUGUCUGCCUCAUAUGGCAAGCCAUUUGAGCAUUCUGGCUUUGUCUCCUGGCUUGGUAGAACAUCGCGGUGGCAGUGGACUUGACCGCUUCCAACAUGUUGACCUGCUUGUUGACGCUGACGCUCACCUCCACGCUCCUCACAGCCUCCCAUGGUCAGAGCGCCGCCGGGGUCUUCCUGUUUAUCGAAGGCGGAGCUUACACCUUCAACUUUACCGCCGCGUCUGCCGCCUGCCACUCGCGUCAUGCCACCGUGGCCACCAUCGCCAAAGUGGAGGAGGCGCUGCGCCACGGGCUGGAGACCUGCAAGUUCGGCUGGGUAGCGGAACAGGUGGCCGUCGUCCCGCGACUGACAGCGAGCAGCAAGUGCGGGAAUGGCAAAACGGGAUUGGUCAAGUGGAACGCCAGGGCGGAGCAGGCCUUUGGGGUCUUCUGCUUCACUGCGACAGCCACCCCGCCAACAUUGACCUCGUCCACGACAACUCCCAUUGCACCUUCAAUCCCCUCCUCAACAUCGCUGCCUUCCUAUUCACAGACGACAACCAUAACAACGCCACCUGACUGGACGUCCCAUCAAGUCCCUAUCUCAACUUCCUCUGCAGCUCUUCCUCACCAUGCCUCUUCCUCCUUCUCGUCCGGGGAUUCUCUUCCUUCUCAUGUCAUCACUUCAUCACCCACUUCCUCUUUCUCCUCCUCCUCGUCCUUCACCUCAGCUCCGACUCAUGCAUCUAAUCAGCAAACCCAGAAGCCCGCCGAGGCACCCUUGAAAGCAGUUUGGAUGGCGCUCAUUGUCCUCGGCAUCAUUUUCAUAAUGGCGUCAGUGGCUGGAGCGUUGUGUUACUACUACAAAUUGAAUAGUGGGCCCUGUAGGUCGCAAGCCCUGCAGGGGGAUGAUGUGGAAGCCGAAAUAUGGAAGCCAACCAACAGUCGGACGGCUCUUCAUCGACAACACGACUACCAUGACGACGAGCAAGAGGAAAAAGAUGAGGAGGAGGAAGGAGACGCAAAGUAUUCCAGUGACAUCAUGCUUUGUGUGAACCCAUCAAUGAGCGGAGUUUCAUGAAAAUCUUAUUUCAUCAUACCUUUUCUGACAGUCAUUGUCAAUCAAAAAUAUUUUUAUUGUAUGUUCUAAUACGUUUUUCAAAUAAAGAUUUUUUUAAGUGCAAAA